AUGCUGGGUGACAGAGAAGAGGAGGAGGAUGACGAGGAAGCUUGGCUCCAGCUUCGACCUGUGGAGCCCUUGCCCUCCCAGUGCUGUGGCGGUGGCUGCUCCCCCUGUGUGUUCGACCUUUACCACCGAGACCUGGGGAGGUGGGAGGCAGCCCGAGCCAGCAAGGACAGGAGCCUGCUGAGCAGGGAGGAGCCCCAGAGCUGCCCCUCCAAUCUGAACCCAGAGACCUUCCUGGCCUUCAGCAUCAGCACUGUGGACAAGGUCACCAAGGAUACCUACUGUGCCCGAUUUGCACUGCCUGGGAACAGCCAGCUUGGCCUGCGGCCUGGCCAGCACCUCAUCCUACGGGGAACAGUAGAUGGCUUAGAAAUCCAGAGAGCAUAUACACCCAUUAGCCCUGCCAACGCAAAAGGAUACUUUGAAGUUUUAAUUAAGUGCUAUCGGGAGGGGCUGAUGUCCCAGUAUGUCGAGUCCUGGAAAGCAGGAGACACAGCUUUCUGGAGAGGACCCUUUGGAGGCUUCUUCUAUAAACCGAACCAGUAUGGUGAGCUCCUUAUGCUGGCUGCAGGCACAGGCCUGGCUCCCAUGGUGCCCAUCCUGCAGAGCAUCACGGACAACGCUGAUGACGAGACCUUUGUCACCCUGGUUGGCUGCUUCAAGACCUUCGAGGGCAUCUACCUGAAAACCUUCCUCCAGGAGCAGGCCCGCUUUUGGAAUGUCCGUACCUUCUUUGUACUCAGUCAGGAGGACUCCCUGGAGCAGCUCCCCUGGAGUUACCGAGAGAAGACGCACUUGGGCCGCCUGGCCGGGGACCUGAUAGCAGAGCUGAUUGGCUCCUGUCGCAGGAAGCCUUUUGCCUUGGUCUGUGGAUCCACUGAGUUCACCAGAGACAUGGCCAGGUGCUUGUUGAGUGCUGGCCUGGCCAAAGACUCCUACUUUCUCUUCUAG
Elephantulus edwardii (Cape elephant shrew) is the source of this 948-nucleotide messenger RNA. It is a transcript of the gene CYB5R5, whose product is annotated as NADH-cytochrome b5 reductase-like. The transcript is spliced from 6 exons. Bases 1 to 948 code for a protein of 315 amino acids. Gene Ontology annotation, molecular function: oxidoreductase activity. Lineage: Eukaryota; Metazoa; Chordata; Mammalia; Macroscelidea; Macroscelididae. The record is from RefSeq and is a predicted model, not a curated record.